Molecule: messenger RNA, 1148 nt
Organism: Colletotrichum phormii
Lineage: Eukaryota; Fungi; Ascomycota; Sordariomycetes; Glomerellales; Glomerellaceae
Exons: 2
Coding region: 144-881 (245 amino acids)
Biological process (GO): protein targeting to vacuole; ubiquitin-dependent protein catabolic process via the multivesicular body sorting pathway; protein targeting to membrane
Cellular component (GO): ESCRT I complex
Source: RefSeq, a predicted model, not a curated record
UCCGUAUAUUCGGAGGAAGUACAUUUGGCCAGUCUACCAAGUUGUUCUAGUGGCUUGAAAGCCUUCCUGAAGUCUCGAAAAUAAGGAUCCUCUUGUUAUACCUUUUUACAACAUUUAAUCACCUGUGUGCUUCUGACCACAUCAUGCAUGAUCCUCCACCACCAGUACUUCCUCCUAAGCCGGGCAGCCACGACACAAGUCGUAUUGGCACGCCGAAUAUGCUCAACUCGCCUCAGCAUGGCACCGGACCGGACGCGGAGGGUGCAGGUGGGAGCCGUUUGAGCCAGGUCUCUCAGCCAGCCGGGCUCGAAAUCGCCCGGCCUGAGCCCGUGCCCGACCCCGGUGAACAGUGGCUUCCCAAGGUGUUGCAAGACAAGGCAAAACAUGAUCUCGCUGAUAUAGCGACCAACGUGGACCUCCUUAACGCCCUGACACAUGCACCAAGCACAAUCCAUCCGUCUCUCUCGUCAUCUCACCAGGCCCUUCAAGCGGCCCUGAACGAGAAUCUCGAGCUUGCGUCACGGCUAGUCGAGCUCGAGGCUCGUCUGGCCCACCAGCGGUCCACGACGCAAGCGCAGCUUCUUUCAACGCAUGCGCUCGAGCGCCAAUGGCGGCAGAAGCAAUCCGACAUGGACCACGCUUUGGCACCCUUCUCACCAGCUGCUAUGUAUCAACGCCUGGGGCAAGGUGUUCAUGAGCAGGCCUCGGUGUGCCAUGUCCUAGAGGAGAGCUUUAUCGACGGGGAGGGAGACGGCGCGUAUGCGUCAGAGAGAGAGACGUUAGACUGGAUCAAGAGAUAUCGAGACGCCAAGGUGCUUUACUAUCUUCGGCAGGAGAGGAAGGAGCGGUGGGACGAAGGUCGCGUUGGUGGCUGGAGAUAAAAUGGAAACGAGUCCGGCAACGGGUUUGGGGGUUUCAAGUGAAGGCGAAAUGGGGAAGGUGGCCCCCCAAUAUUGAAAGCGACUCACUUGGCUGUACCGAGGAAUGGGAACUAGCGAAGAUAACCACCGCGAUGGGAUAUCGAUGACUUUUCUGCUUCUUUCUAAUGUUGCUCCUCGGUGGUAGUAUUGUUGGCGAGGACGCAACGUGAAGGCCUACAUCCCACUAGCAGAUAUCUGGAAGAAACGUUCUAUAGAAUGGAAGAGUGG